This is a messenger RNA of Pungitius pungitius (ninespine stickleback), 1863 nucleotides long. It is a transcript of the gene klf13, whose product is annotated as Kruppel like factor 13. Gene Ontology annotation, molecular function: DNA-binding transcription factor activity, RNA polymerase II-specific; RNA polymerase II cis-regulatory region sequence-specific DNA binding. The transcript is spliced from 2 exons. The coding region runs from base 435 to 1232 and encodes 265 amino acids. NCBI's taxonomy places the organism in Eukaryota, Metazoa, Chordata, Actinopteri, Perciformes, Gasterosteidae. Gene Ontology annotation, biological process: regulation of transcription by RNA polymerase II. The record is from RefSeq and is a predicted model, not a curated record.
ACGGUGCUGACGGUGCUGCCCGAGCGCCGCCGGUCGACACGCCCCCAGCGUGGGUACAGCGCGCAGGAGCGGCGCGCUCAGGAGACACGUCCACUGUGCUGGGGAGCGUUGGAAGGCGCGAUGGGAGUUAACGCAUUCAAGUUUGCCGAGGUCCUGUCACCACCGUCGACGCACUAGACAAAAGACGUUUGGGGUUCCUGUGUUUUUGUUGUUGUUGUGUUUGUUGUUGUUUCCUCUUAAGGGAGGCUCGUCUGCGGGGUUUUUUUUUGUCCGUGACGUCUCUCUCACAGGAUGUUGGCAACAUUGGAAAGCCGGGUGCUAUCAUAAAGUCAGUCGUCUCCUGCGCGCCACACCACCAGCAGCACACAAAGGGGAACCACGGAACAACUUGUUUUCUUUCUUUUUCUCACACCGUGUUUUUUUUUUUUUUUUGAAUGUCAUUAAGAAGCAGAGGGGGCUGUUUCAAAGACAAAAUGGAUCACUUUGCAGCAGAGUGCCUUGUUUCGAUGUCCAGUCGUGCAAUUGUUCACGCUCCUAAAGGGAAUAGGGAGGUGAGACCAGAAACCGCGUCCUCCUCCAGGAUCGGAGAGGACAUUAAAGAACCUUUGGUGAGAGACAACUCCUCUCUGUUUGUGGUGGCGCGGAUUCUGGCGGAUUUUAACCAGCAGACUCCCAACAAUGUUGCCGAGCAGGCAAAAAUAAAGGAUGAGAGCAUGGCGAACCUCGCGGAUGAUGGGAUCUCUGCCACACCUUCCACCAUCUCCGAUCCAUCGCUCAAACAAAGAGGCAAAAGAUCGCGAGGUCGGAUUGAGGAAGACUCGCCUCAGAAAAAGCACAAAUGCCACUAUUCAGGUUGCGAAAAAGUUUAUGGCAAAUCAUCCCACCUCAAAGCUCAUCUAAGGACCCACACAGGAGAACGGCCUUUCCCAUGUACCUGGCCCGACUGCAGUAAGAAGUUCGCCCGGUCGGACGAGCUGGCCCGCCACUACCGCACCCACACGGGGGAGAAGAAGUUCGGGUGCCCGCUUUGCGAUAAGCGCUUCAUGCGCAGCGACCACCUCAUGAAGCACGCGCGCCGCCACUCGGAUUUCCAGCCCGGCAUGCUGAAGAGGCCCCAUGGCGGAAGCAUCACGCGUCCCAGCUCCCUCAGCGACUACAGCCGCUCGGACGCCUCCAGCCCCACCCUCAGCCCCACCCUCAGCCCCGCCCUCAGCCCCGCCAACUCGCCUUAAACUGAUACCCAGUCGCACUUUUCUGCCUCUGACCCAGGAGGCUCUUUUUUUUUUUUUUGUCCUAACACUUGUGUUGCACAGUUGACAGCAACCACCCUCUGCUAUUCCUGCGCUUGCUGUGGUGUACCAUACUGUACAUAACUGCUUAUUGUAGUGCAAUUACUCGUGUGAUCCUAAAAGAAGGUAAUGCCUUUCCCAGAUGGCAAUAUUCACAGUCUUGUACCAUAUGUCUGUAUUUUUUUAGCUUCUGAUCAUGGCUAGUCGUCCAAUGUAUGUUCUCAGUCAGCUGAACAAGGUUUAGAAGAAAUCAAAACAGAGACAGGUCAUAUCGAAAUGGGGUUUUCUUUGGUUCGUUUUGAACGCGUGAGGAGAAGGGGUACACACACACACCUCAGGAUUGAAGACAUUUCUGUAAUACCACAGUACUUCACAGUACUCACAUUGACUGCACAAUAUACUCAUCACUUUACUCUUAAAUUCAACAGGGGUUGAAUUUUUUUGAAUUUUACGCCCUGCUCAGGGAUGGCCUUGUUAGCUUGAAAGAAUGAACAUGGUAAAGAGAAAACAUACAGUACAUAUAUAGCAGCCUUACACUCAACACAAUUUUGCACUCUGUUUUUUUUUUCUUUUU